CUCCGGUCAGGUAAAUUGUAUAUUAAAAGCGUAUGGUAAUAUAUGUUGUCUGUGUAUAGGAAAUAGGGCAGGGAAAUUGCCUAGGGGUUGCUGAGGCAUAACCCAAAGCCAUAAAAGCAAAGGCUGUAGGAGAGGAUACAUCUGGGAGAUGGAGGUCGUCGGUGUCACACUAGGGAAGAUUGAGGUCCAGCACAAGAGGUUUGAGGGUGUCAACUUUCCUAUUCUGUGCGAUGGGAAUGUGUCAGACCAACUUGAGAAGAUACAAAAUCUAACGUAUCGCAAAGGCGACGUCUUCAUCAUGUCGUAUCCAAGAAGUGGGACACAUUGGGUGAGGGAAAUCGUCACCAUGUUGAUGAAAGGAAAAGCUGAAUAUAUGGUUAAAGAUUACAUGGAUUUUCCAAUAGAACUUUUGGACAUCGACGCUGUUGAGACGGAAGCAUCUCCAAGAGUACUGUAUUCUCACAUGCCGUAUCGAUAUUUGCCGAAAGAGCAUUUGGCACAAAAUGGAAAAGUGAUCGGCUGUUUCAGGGAUCCGAAAGACGUAAUGGCAUCAUCGUUUCAUUUUCUCAAUAAUCUUCUCGCAAAUAGCAUCAGUUGGGAUAUCUUCUUCGAAGCCGGGUUGAAAGGAGACGUUACUUAUGGAUCCUGGUUUGAAUGGCGUGACCAGUGGAAGACCGCAUUGGAACAACAUGAAAACAACCCUCCCCUUACAGUUCAAUAUGAAGAGGCAAGCAAGAAUUUAGCAGCACAUGUGACCAGAAUAGCGGAAUAUCUACAGGUGACCUAUACCGACGACCUGAUUGAGGACAUUGCGCAUGCGUGUGAGUUCAAAAACAUGAAAGCUGCCAAGUCCAAAACCAAAGCCAACAUGAUGAAGAGAAUCGAUGAAGGAAUCCGCAAGUCAGAAACUAUUUCUCUAGGUGAUGUCAACGAAGACAUUCUAGAAAACAGCGCAAUUAGAAAGGCACUGUAUGACUGUGACUAAUUGGAGGGACAAAGGUGUAGUUACUUAAUCAUUUACCAUUCAAAAUCGAUCAAGUGAUGACAAAAACCUUGUAAAUGGUACAAUGUGAAUCGGACCGCGAGUCCAGCAAGGGUAAGCGUGACCUGUUACAUUGACGACACUAGCCAUACAAAUCUAUGUCCAACCCGCCUUAGAUCACAUUCACAAAAUUAGAACUAGUUUGUUCAAAUAAGGUCAUGAUGUAGACAGUAAAACUUCCACGUGGUCUUAAUCGACCUGCAUCUCUGGAAAGAGUGUGCUGUUAACUUCUCCAACUGUAGCAUUCCUUCACAGAAAUCGUAAUGAUGGGAACAAACUCAUGAAUAUUGAAACUUAAAUACGGAGAAAGAACGCACAUUACUAUGUAGAAAACCGAAAUUAAACAAUUGGGAAAUUGAAAUCAUCAUUGAUAAUUCUUUUUGUGAAAUUUAAGAAUUGUGUGUUUUCUCCGUUUUUUCGUUACCUGUUCAUAUGACCUCAUCAAUAUAAUCAGCCUCGUAUGGAAAUCAAAAUAA
Pecten maximus is the source of this 1518-nucleotide messenger RNA. RefSeq names its product sulfotransferase family cytosolic 1B member 1-like. Gene Ontology annotation, molecular function: sulfotransferase activity. Lineage: Eukaryota; Metazoa; Mollusca; Bivalvia; Pectinida; Pectinidae. Gene Ontology annotation, cellular component: cytoplasm. Gene Ontology annotation, biological process: sulfation. The record is from RefSeq and is a predicted model, not a curated record. Bases 149 to 985 code for a protein of 278 amino acids. The transcript is spliced from 6 exons.